UUCAGUGCAGCUCACGCGAAGAUGAUCAACGAAGGGCUCAAGUCAUCCGGCAGCAACGUCUACAUGACUGUCAACGGCGAGGAGAUGGUUCUCCCCUACGAAAGCCUGCUGAUCACAGGGACGGACAAGCCUUGCGUUCGAGGGUCGCCGCCUCUGCAACAGGGCAGCAUCAUUCUGGGGGAUGUGUUCUUCAGGAACUAUGCCGUCUUGUUCGACAUGGAACAUUCAUCGAGGGUGGAGCCAGCCACCAUCGGCGUCGCAAAGAUCAACGCGAACUACAAGAUCAUCCCCGAGUCGACUCCCAUCAUCCCCGUUAACGAGCUCGGCGAGCCUCUUGUGCGCAUGCACGUGCAUCGGGGAGUAGACAAACUGCCGAUCGAGGACAACUCGCAGGGCACUCAGUACUUCGUGCAGCUCACGAUCGGUACUCCCCCGCAGCUCUUCAAGUUGGCCUUCGACACGGGCUCUUCUACUCUCGGUGUUUUCGUGGCACCGCCGACCAUGAACGACGUCAUGUCCGAGGAGCUUGGCAGGCCCAUCCCGGUGGUUCCCCAAGAGCUCAUGAAGCAGGAGGCUCUCCUCCAGACCAAGGCAAGAGCCUUUCGUGCCCCCCCCGCGACGUCGCUAGUCCCCUGGCUUGUGCUGAGCCUCUUUGGCAUUGUCGUCGUCGUGCUGCUGGUGCGAGAGAGGAGGCGAAGGAUUGUAGACCCCCCCUAUGAUGUUCUAUGAUAAAACCUGAGCUGGAAUGUCAGCUCGUCGGUCU
Guillardia theta CCMP2712 is the source of this 763-nucleotide messenger RNA. RefSeq lists its product as hypothetical. Gene Ontology annotation, molecular function: aspartic-type endopeptidase activity. The transcript has a single exon. The coding region runs from base 22 to 729 and encodes 235 amino acids. The record is from RefSeq and is a predicted model, not a curated record. Lineage: Eukaryota; Cryptophyceae; Pyrenomonadales; Geminigeraceae. Gene Ontology annotation, biological process: proteolysis.